AUGGCCAAAUUACCACCAAUAACUACAAGAAUUUUACAAAUCACUUGUGCAAUAAUAUGGUGUUUAGUUGCAGCUGGUCCAGUAUUCGGUUACGCCGCAUUAAAACCUAUAUUAAUAUCACAAGGUGUAUAUGAAAACGAAUGUACAGGUUCAAAGUCAAUAAAUACCAAAUGUGUCGAACAAGAUUUAUCAUUAAAUAUGUUAUUUACGGUUGCAUGCUCAGUCACUAAUAUAAGUGCAUUACCUGUGGGGUCAAUAUUAGAUGCUUAUGGACCUAAAAUUAGUGGAAUCAUAGGUGCUAUAAUCUUAACUUUAGGUUCUUUAAGUUUAAAAUAUGCAUCAAAUAUGGAGUAUCUUGAUGGUUAUUUAAUUGGUUAUACCUUGUUGGCAUUAGGAGGGCCAUUUACUUUUAUAAGUACUUUCCAACUAGCGAAUAGCUUCCCCAGAAAUUCAGGAUUAAUAUUAGCUUUAUUAACUGGAGCUUUUGAUUCAUCAUCUGCAUUAUUUUUAUUUUACAGAAUUUAUUAUUUCAGUGUCAACAAAAUUUCCAUAAGUUCAUUUUUCACUGGUUAUCUUAUAGUCCCAUUUUUUAUCUUUUUAUGUCAAUUAACAAUUAUGCCAAGUAGCUCAUAUAAGACUGUUGGCACAUUAGCAAAGAUUGCAGAAACUGGAAUUGAUGAGACAGGUAAACCGUUAGGACUCAGUAACGAAAGUGGAGAUGCUGAAGGUGGGGAUGAACAUUAUCAACCAACUAUUACUGAAACUACUGCUUUGUUGAUGAGAAGGCCAUCUACCAACAGAAGAGAAUCUACUAUUUCGAGAGCAUCUUUCAGUUCAAUGAAAUCAUCUUAUGAGCAAGAGGCAGAUACAAAAUUGAUCAACUCAAGUGGUGGUGUAUUUGGUGUAUUACACGGUUACACUAUCUCGGAGCAAUUGAAAUCGCCUUGGUUUUUAUUAAUGGUCACAUUUACAACAAUACAAAUGUUACGUAUUAAUUUUUUUGUUGCAACUAUUAAAUCACAAGAAGUUUAUUUAUACAAAAGUGAAGAAUUAGCAACAACCAUAAAUCAUUUUUUCGACUUAGCAUUACCAUUGGGUGGUAUAAUUUCAAUCCCAUUUAUUGGUUUGAUUUUAGACAAUUUGACUACAUUGACUGUGUUAUACAUUCUUACAGGAUUAUCAUUAUUUAUUGGAAUAAUGGGAUUAGUUUCAUGGUUGCCUGGAACUUAUGCAGGAAUAAUUGUUUUGGUUAUGUAUAGGCCAUUUUAUUAUACUGCAGUCUCAGAUUUUUGUGCAAAAGUAUUUGGGUAUGAUAAUUUUGGUACAAUCUAUGGUACGAUAAUAGCCUUUAGUGGUAUAUGUAAUAUUUUGCAACAAGCAAUGGAUAAGUUAACUCAAGAAUAUUUUAGUGGAAACCCUACCCCUGUUAAUUCGCUAUUAGUGGUUUUAACUGCAAUAUUUGGUUGUUCAUUAAUUGGGUUUGUUAAGUCUCAAGAAAAAGACAUAAGGAGAAGAAAUUUAGAAAUGGAAGCCGAAGAGGCAACUUAUAGAUCAUUACCAACUUAG
This is a messenger RNA of Lodderomyces pseudojiufengensis, 1566 nucleotides long. RefSeq lists its product as uncharacterized. Bases 1 to 1566 code for a protein of 521 amino acids. Gene Ontology annotation, cellular component: fungal-type vacuole membrane. The transcript has a single exon. The record is from RefSeq and is a predicted model, not a curated record. Lineage: Eukaryota; Fungi; Ascomycota; Pichiomycetes; Serinales; Debaryomycetaceae.